Molecule: messenger RNA, 1934 nt
Organism: Trifolium pratense (red clover)
Lineage: Eukaryota; Viridiplantae; Streptophyta; Magnoliopsida; Fabales; Fabaceae
Product: aspartic proteinase CDR1-like
Exons: 1
Coding region: 458-1741 (427 amino acids)
Biological process (GO): proteolysis
Cellular component (GO): extracellular region
Molecular function (GO): aspartic-type endopeptidase activity
Source: RefSeq, a predicted model, not a curated record
CUUAGGUAUAUUUUUGUUGUUUUGGUUUGGUUGGUAUUUCUAACUUUGACUUUAUGUAUCUUCCAUAUACAAAUCCAUUUACUAUUAACAACUUUGUUGUUAUUUCCUGUUACUUUAUAGUGUAAAUGACGUUUCCUCAGUUUUUUCAACAAUGCUGUUGUAAGUUGGAGAUCUUUGAAAGGCAAUUAACACGGGACUUGUUCUAUGGAGCUAUCCCUAUAGUGUAUUGAAAGGUAUUUGAACCCUUUUCUUAUUGAAAGUAUAAAGGAAGGGAAUAACAUUCUCUGAAUUUUGUGUAUCAGACAGAAAAUCAUUCACAUGCUGAUAUUGUUUAUGUCCUGUGACUAACCUGUCAAAUUCAACACUCACAUGCUGCGGCUAUAUAUAUUAUAUAUAUGUAGGACAUAAUUUCAUAUACUUCUCAGUUCUCACAUGACCUUAUCCCUUGCUAAAUUCCAUGGCCAACAUUAUCUGCUUCCAUUUAUUCCUUUUUGUUCUGUGUAUGUUCUUAUUUCAAACACCAAUUGAAGCUUACAACACAGGGUUCAGUUUUAAACUAAUCCAUAAGAACUCACCCAAUUCUCCCUUCUACAAAUUGGAUAAAUACCAUAGAAACAAACCUCGCUCAUUUUACCAAGGACCUAGGAAAUCACUUGUCCAGAAAGGUCCUCACACUAGAGUGACAUCCAACAAUGGUGACUAUCUCAUGAAGGUCACAUUGGGAUCACCACCGGUGGACAUAUAUGGUUUGGUUGACACUGGAAGUGACCUAGUGUGGGCACAAUGCGCACCUUGUCGCGGAUGUUAUCAGCAGAAAAGUCCGAUGUUCGAGCCACUAAGGUCCAAAACUUAUAGUCCUAUUCCAUGUGAUUCAGAGCAGUGUUCAUUCUUUGGUUACUCCUGCUCUCCUCAAAAGAUAUGUGCUUAUAGUUAUAGUUAUGCAGAUUCAUCAGUAACAAAUGGGGUGCUUGCAAGGGAAACAAUCACCUUUGGUUCUACAGACGACAACCCUGUUGUUGUCGGAGACAUUAUAUUCGGGUGCGGACACAGCAACUCAGGAACUUUCAAUGAAAACGAUAUGGGAAUCAUUGGAAUGGGUGGAGGGCCUCUGUCACUUGUUUCACAAAUCGGCACACUUUAUGGGAGCAAGAGAUUCUCCCAGUGCCUGGUUCCUUUCCAUACAGAUACACACACUUCAGGAUCAAUCAGUUUUGGUGAAGACAGUGAUGUUUCAGGUGAAGGAGUAGUUACAACUCCUUUGGUCUCUGAGGAAGGUCAAACUUCUUAUUUAGUCACACUCGAAGGCAUAAGUGUUGGAGACACAUUUAUUACAUUUAAUUCUUCCGAGACACUUUCCAAGGGGAAUAUAAUGAUUGAUUCAGGUACACCAGCAACAUAUAUACCACAAGAAUUUUAUGGCCGUUUGGUAGAGGAACUGAAAGUACAGAGUAACCUGAUACCAAUUGACGAUGACCCGGAUUUAGGCACACAACUUUGUUACAGACAUGAGACAAAUUUAGAAGGGCCAAUCUUGACCGCUCAUUUUGAGGGGGCAGAUGUGCAAUUGAUGCCAAUACAAACCUUCAUUCCACCGAAAGAUGGGGUAUUUUGCUUUGCAAUGGCAGGCACUACUGAUGGAGAGUAUAUAUUUGGCAAUUUUGCUCAAUCUAACAUUUUGAUUGGAUUUGAUUUAGACAGAAAGACCGUCUCUUUUAAACCAACUGAUUGCACCAAUCAGUAGAUAUAAUUUUAAUGUAAUUUUUAGUGUUACUGAUAUCUAUAAUUUGUGGUUAGGGUUGGUUGGGAUCAAGAGAAAUAUCAGAAAUAUAAAAUUGUGCACAAAAAAUUAUAUGUACUUUUAUUGAAGCCACAUCUUAUGUCAUAAAUGACUGUCUUAAUUUGAAGUCUAAUCCUUUUUUCCUAACUUGGAUAAA